Klebsormidium nitens is the source of this 2117-nucleotide messenger RNA. NCBI's taxonomy places the organism in Eukaryota, Viridiplantae, Streptophyta, Klebsormidiophyceae, Klebsormidiales, Klebsormidiaceae. The record is from the annotation of a GenBank genome assembly.
CUGGUGGCAAGGAGCAGCAAGGAGGGCGGAGCUGAGCAGAGCAGACGCCAAGAUGGGGCGACGCACGGGUCUGCUGGCCGUCUGGUUGUUGGUGGUGGCGUGCUACCUGGCACCUCUUUCCGCUGCAAAUGUGGAUCCCAACAUCGUCAAUACGAGAGUCGACAGAAAGCUAGACCUGGCCACACAAACCGUGCGCAUCUCCUCCACCAUCAAGUUUGAGAACCGCGGCUCGACACCGGUGCGCUCGUACCUCCUGGCGCUGGCCCCAUCCGAGGCCGCGCACCUGGCCUUCAUUGGUGCUACUCAGGGCAAGGGUCGUUCUCAGACCACUCUGGCCGUGGAGGCCGUAGCCGGCAUCCCUGGGGUCCCUUCCUCGCUUAGCCUCUAUGAAGUGGCCCUCACGCGCCCUGUGGGGGGUGGGGAGUCCGCGACGCUUGAGGUGGUAAGCGUGCACACGGGCGCGGAGGUUCCGUACCCCGCAGAGAUCACACAGUCGGAGGAGCAGCUGGUGCUGUACACAGGGAGCCUGCACCUGGUGUCGCCGUAUGCGACUGCCAGCGAGAGCAGCAAGGUGGGGCUGCCAACCAGCUUGGUCAAGGCGUACACCAAGGCGGAGCCCGUCAAGAAGUCCGGGACCGAGAUCACGUACGGGCCCUACAGCGAUGUGGCGCCGCUGUCCGUUGAGGAGCUCAGGAUCCACUUUGAGAACAAUUCGCCGUUUGCGGUGGCGGACCUGGAGCGAGAGAUCGAAGUCAGCCACUGGGGCAACGUCUAUGUCACGGAGAACUACAAGAUGCGCAACGCAGGGGCCAAACACAAGGGCACUUUUUCAAGGUUCGAGUACCAGGCGCGCCCCGGCAUGAGCGGCCAGAACGCGAUCCGGGAGCUGCUGGCGCGGCUGCCCCCGCGCGCCAACAGCAUCUACUACCGCGAUGAGAUUGGCAACAUCUCGACCUCCCAUGUCCGCUCGACCAGCAGAGUGACGGAGGUGCAGCUGGAGCCGCGGUACCCGCUGAUGGGCGGCUGGAAGACGGAGUUCACGCUGGGCUACAGCCUGCCCCUCGCCGACUUCUUGUUCCGCGCCAAGGACGGCCGCCGCGUGCUCAACAUCACCUUCGGCUGUCCCCUGCGUGACGUCGUCGUUGAGGACCUCACCGUCAAGGUGAUCCUGCCGGAGGGGUCCACCGACCUGACUGCUUCGGUGCCGUUCCCGGUGGCACAAGCGCGCGACGUGCGGCUGACGUACCUGGACACGGUGGGCCGCCCCGUGCUGGUGCUCAAGAAGAGCACCGCCGUCAUGGAGCACAACCAGCACUUCCAGGUGUCGUACCGUUUCCGCGGCGUGGCGCUGCUGGCGGAGCCUCUGCUUCUGGUGGCCUUCUUUUUGGCGCUGUUCCUGGCCAGCAUGGCCUGCCUGCGCGUCGACCUCACCAUCGCCAAGUCCUCCGCCUCCUACCAGGCAGACCUCCACCGCCACAAGGUGCGUGAUAUCUUGGCGCGCUUGGCGGCGCUCCUGACUGCGCGCGCCACCGAGGCGGACAAGAUCGAGGCCGCCCUGAAGGAGCUGAGCCGCAGCGGGGACGUGGGCGCAGCACGCGCAGCGCGCAAGGCGGUGGAGGGCAGCCUCAAGGACUCCGCCAAGAGCGUCAAGGCCCUCCAGGACGAACUGGACGGCGCGGGGGACGCCAAGGCCGCCGCCAAGGCCGCCGCAGUGGUGGCCAAGGAGCAGCAGAAGGUGACGGCGCAGGCGCAGCUGGCGGAGACGGCGGUGGCGGUGUGGGAGAAGAAGCUGGCCGCCAAGGACGGCGAGCAGCGCAUGGCCGCGCUACAUGCGCGGAUAAAGGCACUCAAGCAGGAAGUGCGCGACGCCAUCCAGGCGCUCGAGGACUAGCUCGCAACAUGGGAGCGGCUAGCCUAGACGAAUGGAGAGGCUGCGUGGACGCAGUCCAAGAAUGAGUAUUGAGUUGGUUGAGAGAUGAGUUUUGGUAGCGUCCCAAAGUUGUGUGGUCGUAUGGAGUCGAAGACCAGGAUCGGAAUUGAUACAAACUUUGCUUCAAAGACGCGAAGAUACUUGGGGACCAACUUUUGCAUCGCUGUUUACAUGAAAGCAUGCCAAC